AAUCAUCUCUGCUCAUUUUUUUCACCAAACUCUUCCUCACACCGCUUUCUUCUCUGCUUCUAGACCUUCACGAGAAGCAGAAGCUCUUCCUUCUCCUUCCAUUUUCAUCUUUGAAUUCAUAAACCAUUUUCUUUGACAUAGAAAACUAGAAGGAAAAAAAAGAGGAAAAUCGACGAUGGCUUUUGAGAAGAUCAAGGUCGCCAACCCCAUCGUUGAGAUGGACGGAGAUGAAAUGACUCGGGUUUUCUGGAAAUCAAUCAAAGAUAAGCUUAUUUUCCCCUUCCUGGAGUUGGACAUAAAAUACUUUGACCUUGGCCUUCCCCAUCGCGAUGCCACUGAUGACAAAGUUACAGUUGAAAGUGCAGAGGCUACCCUUAAGUACAAUGUAGCAAUCAAGUGUGCAACAAUAACUCCAGAUGAAGCUCGUGUGAAGGAGUUUAACUUGAAGCAGAUGUGGAAGAGUCCAAAUGGGACAAUUAGGAAUAUUUUAAAUGGUACUGUUUUCAGAGAACCAAUUAUUUGCAAGAAUGUUCCCCGGCUUGUCCCAGGUUGGUCAAAGCCGAUUUGUAUUGGAAGGCAUGCAUUUGGUGACCAAUAUCGAGCAACUGAUACAGUUAUUAAAGGAGCUGGCAAACUCAAAUUGGUUUUCGUACCUGAAGGACAGGAUGAGAAGACAGAGUUGGAGGUUUUCAACUUUACUGGUGAUGGGGGGGUGGCAUUGUCCAUGUAUAACACUGAUGAGUCAAUCUGCGCUUUUGCUGAGGCAUCUAUGAACACUGCUUACCAGAAAAAAUGGCCACUUUAUCUUAGCACAAAAAAUACCAUCCUUAAGAAGUAUGAUGGAAGAUUCAAGGACAUUUUUCAGGAAGUCUAUGAGGCCAACUGGAAGUCAAAGUUUGAGGCUGCUGGAAUAUGGUAUGAACAUCGGCUCAUUGAUGAUAUGGUGGCUUAUGCUCUCAAGAGUGAAGGUGGUUACGUAUGGGCAUGCAAGAACUAUGAUGGAGAUGUGCAGAGUGAUUUCUUAGCUCAAGGUUUUGGAUCACUUGGAUUGAUGACAUCUGUACUGGUGUGCCCAGAUGGAAAAACUAUUGAAGCAGAGGCAGCCCAUGGUACCGUAACUCGACAUUACAGGGUUUAUCAGAAAGGUGGUGAAACCAGCACAAACAGCAUAGCUUCUAUCUUUGCUUGGUCACGAGGUCUUGCACACAGGGCUAAGUUGGAUGACAAUGAAAGACUCUUGGAUUUCACCCAGAAGCUUGAGGCAGCAUGUAUUGGAGCAGUGGAGUCUGGCAAGAUGACCAAGGAUCUUGCAUUGCUUAUUCAUGGACCUAAGGUUACUCGGGACCAGUAUCUCAAUACUGAAGAAUUCAUUGAUGCUGUGGCAGCAGAACUGAAAGCAAAACUUGGCAUCACCGAAUAAUUGUAUGUGGAUAUUCUCCAGUAUCUCCUAGCGCUGGAAUGAUAUCUAAUGUUGCAAUUUCUGCAUUUAUCUUGGGCUGGCCAAUGAUAUUUUCCCCAACUCAUGUUCUUCCUUUGCAAAAUAAUCUCAUCUACAAUAUUUAACGGAUAAUUUAUCUUGGCAUUGUACUUGCAGAACUGGCUAAAAUUGCCAAAUUGCUACCCACUAGGGAAUAUUCUGGAUGGACGCCUAGCCCAUUGGAUUGUUUUUAAAUACGAGGAAACCCUUGAAUUGCUGGCUGUUAUCUGGCUAUCAAUGCGUUACUUGAUAAAUAAAUGUGGUAGGAAGAAAGAUGUAGUUUGCUGGAGAUGUGUUCUAGGAGCUUUUCAUGUUUAUGUUGGCUUGUCUAUAUUCUUGAAUGGAUCUUUGUUUCUGGAUGUCUUAGUUCUGAUCGGUACGUUGUAAACCCAAUUGUUAGGUACUCGAAAUUGAUCAAGUGCUGAUCAAGUUGAAGAUUAUUUUGGUUACGGGCCUUGGUAGGCAUCCUUAAGUAGGAAAACUUCGUUAUUCGGAGGCAAUAAAGGGGAGGAUGCCUCCCCUGUUUGAUUUUAUUCAUUGUUAUUUUCAAUGUAAUUUUUCAGUUGGACACUGUUAACUAUAAAGAUGGUAUUUUC
Molecule: messenger RNA, 2073 nt
Organism: Manihot esculenta (cassava)
Lineage: Eukaryota; Viridiplantae; Streptophyta; Magnoliopsida; Malpighiales; Euphorbiaceae
Product: isocitrate dehydrogenase [NADP]
Exons: 15
Coding region: 176-1420 (414 amino acids)
Biological process (GO): isocitrate metabolic process
Cellular component (GO): mitochondrion
Molecular function (GO): isocitrate dehydrogenase (NADP+) activity; magnesium ion binding; NAD binding
Source: RefSeq, a predicted model, not a curated record